CGGCUCUGCAUUCGAGCGCUCGGGCCUCGGCGCCGCUCCGUCCCGCCGCCCGUGGCUCGGCUGCUCGGGCCUGGCUCGCGGGCUCGGCGAGCGGCUGUGCGGCCUGCGAGCGCUUUCGGGGCGGCGGCGGCAGUGGCAGCAGCGGAGGUGGCCGCGCUGCUUCCCCAGACCAGGCCCGGCCCGCACCAGGAUUUCCAGCUCUGCUGAAAUGUGUACGUUGGGUCACUACAGAAUGUGUGGAGCCUACCAGUUUGCCAAGACCUACUGCAUUCUUUCGGACAAUGGGAAGCAAAAGGUCCUGUACAAGGGGUAUUAAAGAGAUUUCCAUGAGGACAACUGAAAUGUGGAUGGCCUGUCUGUAGGUUCUUGUCUGUUGCGACUUGGAGCUUGAAGUGUCUCAUCCCAGUGCCUGGUGUAAACGUGGACCCUGAGAACCAUGAAGGUUGUACCAGAAAAGAAUGCUGUGCGGAUCCUUUGGGGACGAGAACGGGGCACCCAAGCCUUGGGUGCUCAGCGGCUUCUUCAGGAGCUGGUGGAGGAUAAAACCCGAUGGAUGAAAUGGGAGGGCAAGAAAGUUGAGCUACCAGACAGCCCACGGUCCACCUUCCUGCUUGCCUUCAGUCCAGACAGGACACUCAUGGCUUCCACCCAUGUGAACCACAAUAUCUAUAUCACAGAGGUGAAAACGGGAAAGUGUGUGCAUUCUCUGGUUGGACAUCGGCGCACGCCCUGGUGUGUGACCUUUCACCCUACCAUCCCUGGACUCAUUGCUUCAGGGUGCCUUGAUGGGGAGGUUAGGAUCUGGGAUUUACAUGGUGGAAGUGAGAGCUGGUUCACAGAUAGCAACAAUGCCAUUGCAUCCCUUGCUUUCCAUCCUACGGCUCAGCUUCUGCUGAUUGCAACAGCCAAUGAAAUUCACUUCUGGGAUUGGAGUCGUCGAGAGCCUUUUGCAGUUGUGAAGACAGCCAGUGAGAUGGAACGGGUCCGGCUGGUGCGAUUUGAUCCUUUGGGACACUAUUUGCUCACAGCAAUUGUUAACCCUUCCAACCAACAGAGUGAUGAGGAAGUGGAGAUCCCUGUGGACAGCACAGAAAUGCCACAUUAUCGUCAGCGUUCUAUUCUCCAGUCUCAGCCUGUUAGGCGCACCCCCCUUCUCCACAACUUCCUGCAUAUGCUGUCCUCGCGCUCUUCUGGCAUACAGGUUGGUGAGCAAAACACCGUGCAAGAUUCUGCUACCCCAUCCCCGCCCCCACCGCCACCUCCAGCAAACGAGAACACCAGGGCCUCAGCCUACACCAGGCUCCGUGAGCGUGUCAGUUACCCCACAGCAGAGUGCUGCCAGCAUCUGGGAAUGUUGUGCCUUUGCAGCCGAUGCUCUAGUGCAAGACUUCCUUCUUCUCUCUUCCCACACCAGGAAAACGCACCUUCCACGUCCUCUGGGGUCACUGGCACUUCUUUUUCCUCUGUGCAGACAGAGCCCUAUCAACCACCGGAGCAGGCAUCUGUGGCACAGGAGGACCAGGGGAUACUUAACAGGCCAUCUGCUUUCAGCACUGUUCAGAGCAACACUGCUGGGAACACUCUACGCAACCUUAGCCUGGGUCCUACUCGUAGGUCCCUCAGUGGACCCUUGUCAGGGCACCCGUCCAGGUACCAACAGUCUACAAGAGAGAUGGCUUCUGGCUUAGGAGGGUCUGAUUGGACUAGAACAGUGCUGAACAUGAGUUCCCGCUCAGAGUUGGAAGCCAUGCCUCCACCUAGAACCAGUGCCUCUUCAGUGAGCUUGCUAUCUGUGCUGAGACAGCAGGAGGGAGGUUCUCAGUCAUCUGUGUAUACAUCUGCUACAGAAGGGAGGGGCUUCCUGGCACCAGGAGCUGAAGCAGAUGGCAGUGGCAGUGCUAGCCCAAGCAAUCCAUCCAGCAUCCGCAACGAGCUUCAGUGUGACUUGAGACGUUUUUUCUUGGAAUAUGACCGGCUUCAGGAGCUAGAUCAAGGGAUUGGUGGGGAGCCCAGCCAGUCACAACAGGCUCAGGAAAUGCUGAACAACAACAUUGAGCCUGAUAGGCCGGGUCCUUCUCACCAGCAGACUCCACAUAGCAGUGAAAACAAUUCCAAUUUGUCACGGGGUCACCUGAACCGCUGUCGCGCCUGUCACAACCUGCUGACCUUUAACAAUGACACACUUCGCUGGGAACGAAGCACACCUAGCUACACAUCGGGGCAGGUCCAAAGCACAUUUGAGGGCGUGCCACCAAGCAGCAGCCAGGUGCAGCCUGCAGAGAGAACCGAGGGCCGAGCUUCUACUUCUAGCAGGUUGCAGCUGGGAAGCUCUUCCAACCCAUCAGAGGAAAGGACCGUGGGAGUGGUGUUUAACCAGGAGACAGGGCACUGGGAAAGAGUUUACAGCCAGUCGGCUUCAAGCAGACCCACGAAUGUAUCACAGGAGGCCUUAAACCAGGAAAUGCCUGAGGAAAGUUCGGAGGAGGAUUCACUCAGGAGGAGGCUGCUGGAGUCUUCCCUUAUUUCAUUAUCCCGCUAUGAUGGAGCAGGGUCCCGGGAGCACCCUAUCUACCCUGACCCAGCCAGAUUGUCACCUGCUGCAUAUUAUGCCCAGAGAAUGAUCCAGUAUCUUUCCCGAAGGGAUAGCAUUCGCCAACGCUCCAUGCGAUACCAACAAAACCGUCUCCGUUCUUCCUCCUCUUCUGCUUCCAGCUCAGAGACCCAGGGCUCCUCUGUAGAGGGAAAUGAUUUAGAGUUUGAAGAAUUUGAAAGGGACAAUGGAGACAGAUCACGGCACCGAGCUCCGCGGAACGCCCGCAUGUCUGCACCAUCACUGGGGCGUUUUGUCCCUAGGCGUUUCUUGCUGCCAGAGUACUUGCCUUAUGCUGGGAUUUUCCAUGAACGUGGACAGCCUGGCUUGGCCACCCACUCAUCUGUUAACAGGGUCUUGGCAGGGGCUGUGAUUGGAGAUGGACAGUCUGCUGUGGCCAGUAACAUUGCCAACACCACCUACCGGCUCCAGUGGUGGGACUUUACCAAGUUUGACCUGCCUGAAAUCAGCAAUGCCUCUGUAAAUGUGCUUGUACAGAACUGCAAGAUUUACAACGAUGCCAGCUGCGAUAUCUCUGCAGAUGGGCAGCUCCUGGCAGCCUUCAUUCCCAGUAGUCAGCGGGGCUUUCCUGAUGAAGGAAUACUGGCUGUGUAUUCUCUGGCACCCCACAACCUGGGCGAGAUGCUCUAUACAAAGCGAUUUGGCCCCAAUGCCAUUUCUGUGAGUCUGUCUCCAAUGGGCAGGUAUGUGAUGGUUGGACUGGCCUCCCGACGCAUCCUGCUGCACCCUUCCACAGAACACAUGGUGGCUCAAGUCUUCAGACUGCAGCAGCCACAUGGUGGAGAAACUUCCAUGAGGAGAGUCUUCAAUGUCCUGUACCCAAUGCCUGCUGACCAGAGAAGACAUGUCAGCAUAAAUUCUGCUCGCUGGCUGCCUGAGCCAGGUCUCGGUUUGGCAUAUGGCACCAACAAGGGAGACCUGGUGAUUUGCCGACCAGAGGCCUUAAACUCUGGAGUUGAGUACUACUGGGACCAGCUGAAUGAGACUGUCUUCACUGUGCCUUCCAGCAGUAGGAGCACUGAGCGGACUGGAACCAGCAGAGCCACAUGGAGAACAGACAGAGACAUGGGCCUAAUGAACGCCAUAGGCUUGCAGCCCCGGAACCCUACCACCUCGGUGACAUCACAGGGGACCCAGACCUUGGCUCCUCAGCUGCAGAAUGCAGAGACUCAGACAGAGCGUGAGGUGCAAGAGCAAGGAGCUACCUCUUCAGGGACUGGAGAAGGGGAAGGUCCUGAAUAUGGUGCCAGCGGGGAAGAUGCCCUUAGCAGGAUCCAGCGGCUGAUGGCUGAGGGUGGCAUGACCGCUGUGGUCCAGCGAGAGCAGAGCACCACCAUGGCGUCCAUGGGCGGCUUUGGGAACAACAUCAUUGUGAGCCACCGGAUUCACCGCAGCUCUCAGACAGGGGUGGAGUCCACUGGAGCUGAUGGCGCCACAGCACAGCAGUCCACCUCGCACCAGCUGGCAGCUGAGCUGGAGGGCCGGAUCCUUUCCGAAUCCAUGCAACUGUCAGAACAUGGCCUGAGCCCGCGGACAGCCUCUGGUGGGAGCGAAGGGCAAGGAACCGAUGGGCAGGAACCGCCAGAGCAGGCCCAGUCCUUGAUGGACACGGAGGGACCAAUUGAAUACAGUGACCUAACUAAUAAUAACCAUCUUCCUGACAGUACCAACUUCUCUAGUACCGACAGCACCAGCGGGGGGUCGCGAAACAGGUAGAGAAGAAUUGUAUGUUGGUGCUACCCUUGUACUGCUCAACAGAGACCUGUACCUCACAGCUGGCCAGGAGUUGGAAGAAUAGUGGGGGGUGGGAGACUGAGGCUCUGAGAUUUUGGUUGUUUAGAGGACAUCUGUACUGGGGAAGGGGGGGGGGGGAGGGUUGGGGAAUGGAAGGGCAGUUGUCAAAUAUUUAGAGGCAGUAAGGGGGAAGAAGCUUUAUUCUCUUAGCUCCCAGCACCCAUGUUUUGCUGCACAGUUUCUACAAGAACAUUGACCAUCCCUACCAGUGUUUGGCUGAGCCUUGUGUCCUUUGGCAAGCCACUGUAAUCUCCUUAGCUUGGCCCUAACCCUGCAGUGCUGUGAAUGUUUCCCUCUCUAAAACAAGUAGUUUCUCCUUCCUUCCUCCCACCCCCCAGGAUUGAUCAGUGGAGGAAAGAUCAGGCAAGGGCCUGCAGCAUCCCCCCAGGGACAAACCACAUGAUUGGAUGUCCAAUGUUGAUUGCCCCAGUGGUGUUGGAGUGGAGGAGUCUUCCAGGCCUGAGUCCCACUCCAUGGCAUUGAACUGGUGCCCCUCCAGGAUAUGGAGCAUUUUAGUAGCUUGAAAAAACACUAUUCCUAGCCAGUUGGCAGUUUUCAGUGGGGUCAAGCUGGAGCAGAAGAAGCCAGGCUUGGACUUUGGUGGUCUCUGUGCUCUGGAGCCUUUCAAAAGUGAAGACCUGAGUGUCAGCUCAAGUUCGUGAUUGGGAACCUGACUGGAGCUGCCACAGGUGAGGAAAGGAAAUCAGGGCUAGGUGUGCAGGGAUGGCUCCCUAGUAAAGAUAAAGUUUACUCAAGGAUAAUCCAGUAGUUCAUGCACCCAGCUGUGUCAAUAUUAAUGAGCCAUCCUGGCAGUAUUGCGGUGCCAGGACUGGGUUGCACUUCCUCAGUAGGUGGCAGGGAGGGUUUCUCAGCUCUAGGUCAGGGUGUGAGGUAUGGGUCUGUGAUGUACGGUGUUGCAUGUGAAAUCUUGACCUUGUACAUGUAGUUUCUAGUGGAGAAAUCAAGGCUCUGAUAUUUUGUUUUUAGUCUAAAAUGUGAUUUUCCUUUUCGUUUGUAACUCUCCCUCCUCACAGGCUUUGUGGCAGGAGGGUGGGGGGGAGAGUGUUAGUGCUAACGAGGGAAACACCAAAGAUCAAUGUCAUUAAAACAUGACAAACCCUU
Alligator mississippiensis (American alligator) is the source of this 5527-nucleotide messenger RNA. RefSeq names its product autophagy and beclin 1 regulator 1 (gene AMBRA1). The record is from RefSeq and is a predicted model, not a curated record. Lineage: Eukaryota; Metazoa; Chordata; Crocodylia; Alligatoridae. Gene Ontology annotation, biological process: autophagy. Gene Ontology annotation, cellular component: intracellular membrane-bounded organelle. The transcript has 19 exons. The coding region runs from base 437 to 4327 and encodes 1296 amino acids. Gene Ontology annotation, molecular function: protein binding.